Molecule: messenger RNA, 2574 nt
Organism: Rhea pennata
Lineage: Eukaryota; Metazoa; Chordata; Aves; Rheiformes; Rheidae
Gene: LRRC49
Product: leucine rich repeat containing 49
Exons: 16
Coding region: 29-2083 (684 amino acids)
Molecular function (GO): protein binding
Source: RefSeq, a predicted model, not a curated record
CGCUGCUGCCGGCGGGAGACUCGUUUCCAUGGUGCCCAGCAAGUGCCGGCCCGGCAGGGGCCCGCGGGCCGCGCCCGGCCCGGUUAACAAUUGUCUACAGCUCGUUAUCCAGACGUCAUCAAUAGCAGAUAAAAACAAACCAUUUGAAUUCAGGAUAAAUAAAGAGCAGUCAUCUUUCCACAACAGACUUCUGCAGCAUGAUCUGGAAAAAAACUAUUCAGGAAGGCAAGAUAACGCAAAUUUUGGGAGCAGUUCAUCAAUAACAUUUCCGGUAUUGCAACGUACAGCUGAAGAAAAAAUACUGAAUUCUGAUAGGCUUACCCUGGAAAGGCAAAAACUGACAGUAUGCCCAAUUAUUGAUGGGGAAGAUCAUCUUCGCCUUCUGAAUUUUCAGCAUAACUUCAUAACUCGGAUCCAGAACAUUUCUAAUCUGCAGCAUCUUGUUUUCUUAGAUUUAUAUGAUAAUCAGAUAGAGGAAAUUAGCGGGCUUUCAACUCUAAGAUCACUGCGAGUCCUUUUGUUGGGGAAGAACAGAUUAAAGAAAAUUUCAAAUCUGGAGAGCUUAAAAAACCUUGAUGUUUUAGAUCUUCAUGGAAAUCAGAUUACUAAAAUAGAAAAUAUCAACCAUUUGAGUGAACUGAGAGUGUUAAACCUUGCCAGAAACCUACUAACCAUUGUAGAAAAUAUUAAUGGACUGGAUUCACUUACAGAACUCAACCUUCGUCAUAAUCAAGUCCGUGCUAUCAAAGAUGUGGAUACUUUACCCUGUCUCCAACGUUUGUUCCUCAGUUUCAAUAAUAUAUCUAGUUUUGAGGAUAUUCUGUGCCUUGCUGAUUCCUCAUCCUUGUCAGAUAUCACCCUUGAUGGCAAUCCAAUAGCUCAGGAGACAUGGUACAAACACACUGUUCUCCAUCAUAUGAUGCAGCUCCGACAGCUAGAUAUGAAGAGAAUCACAGAAGAAGAAAGGCGCAUGGCAUCGGUUGCAGCAAGGAAAGAGGAAGAAAGGAAGCGUGAAAGCCAUAAACAGACUUUGCUUAAGGAGAAGAAGCGAUUAACAAUUUGUAAUAUUGCUCAUCAAUGGGAGAUACAGCAGAAUCGGGUAGCCCUUGUGGCUGCUUUGAAUCCAGAAAAAGACAAUGAACCAUGUCAGAUCAAUGGCAGUGCUGCGUAUGUAUUUCCUGAGGAAAGCAGGUCUCUUGAUACAAUAUUGAGCAGUGCAGUACAAGGCUUGUCUGUUCUAGAGUCUCACUUGGUGGAAGUAGAAGGAGAUACUCUUUACUUGUAUGGUUCUGGAGCACUGGAGUGCCUAGAACGAAACUGGAGUGUUCAAACAGCUGCAACUGUUGUCACAGUCUCUUUUAUGUUCAUGGAAUUUGAUGAAAUUGUUCAAGUGUUAACAAAAUUGAAGAUCAAAUUUCCUAAUUUUGUGCACUUGAAGUUUAAGGAGACAAAUCUUGUGGCACUGCAGCAAUUCAAUGCAUUAGCCCAGGUGAAUCGAAUUGAACAGUUGACUGUUGAUCCUCAAGGAAAUCCAGUUGUCGGCUUCACUUUCUGGAAAUACUAUGUUCUGUUUAGACUGAACCAUUUUAAUUUACAGAAGAUAAAUGGAAUAGAGGUUACUCAAAAUGAUAUUGUAAUGGGUGAAAGGCUCUUCGGCAUUCUGGCCUAUGUAGCAUCUUCUGAGCUGCCACACUAUCGUAUGUUUUCACUACUUGGAGAAUCUAGGAGAAAGCAAAUCCACUAUCUGCUAGAGGGAAAGGGAAAGAAGUCUGGGACUGGAAAUGAGGAAAGUAAUGAUAACAGAAGAGCUGGAGGAGAAAGCACAGCUCGAGCCAUGUUGAAUUACACUACAAAGGACUUUCAUAUGGAAAAGCUUGAGGAAGUCAAGGACAGAAAAACACUUUGCCAGACAUACGUCGAGAACUUAGUGAAAGAAGCUGCUGACAUCAAUAUGAAAAAUGAAUCCUUGCAGAAGCUCUGGCCUCAAAUGUUCAUUGAGCUUGUCAGAGAUGCAGUGAUAGAAGUACGCAAUAAAAAUUCCUACAUGAAACUCUGCUUACAGCGGAUUGCUGAUCAAAAAUAGUAGAGUCAAGGCCUGUUGUUUUUGCAAGCUUUUGGUUUCCGUAUUAUAUGAUGUUUCACAGGCUUAAAACAAUAGAAUAUAAAAUUACCAUCAGUAUAGAACACUCCUCCCUUCCUCUUUUCCUCCUAAAUCCCCCCCAUUUGGGAUGCCUUUAAAUUUUAAUGAACUCUGUUUCCACUGUUUUCCUUCUUGGUAGUUUUCAAACAAAAAUUUACUUGUAUAAAGCUUUAACAAUGCUACUUUGGCUGAAGUAAUGAGAUAGCAUAGAAGUAAGUUGGUGAUUAUGCCAUGGCAUAAAUGUUUUUAUUAAACUCUUGUUUAUGUUUUUUCUGCUAUCCUUGUUGUUCUAGUGCUACUACAUUGAUUUUUAAGGAACAGCUUUAUUAUUUUUUAUUGAACACUUCUCAAUCACCUGACUAUUUUGACUGAUUUUUGACUAUUUGCUGCUGUUUAAAAAAUGAGAAUAUUAGGGAAUUUUUUAUGAGCAGAAG